CGGCGGUAUCGGCGUUCUCCUGACGCGAUAAUCAUUGCCCCUUCCUGCCCCUGUUUCCCGCACGUGCACACGGAAUCCACUUCCAGUUCUUAGUUCCUGUUCCAGUCCCAGUCCCAGUUCCGCCCGUGCGAAGCAGGAUGAGGCCGGCGAUCGUGCUGUUCGGGGAUUCCAUAACGCAGCUGUCCUUCCGGCCGGGCGGAUGGGGCGCCGCCCUCGCCGACACCUACUCUCGCAAGGCCGAUGUAGUCCUUCGUGGGUACGGCGGGUACAACACCCGAUGGGCUCUCUUCUUGCUGCACCACAUUUUCCCUCUGGACUCUUCAAAGCCUCCAGUAGCCACCACAAUUUUUUUCGGGGCUAAUGAUGCAGCUCUUGCGGGAAGAACGAGUGAACGUCAACAUGUGCCUAUCGAUGAAUACAAGGAGAACCUCAAGAAGAUCGUUCAUCAUCUCAAGAAAUGUUCCCCCACAAUGUUAAUUGUGCUUAUUACCCCACCGCCAGUUGACGAGGAAGGACGUAAUGAAUAUGCUGGAUCAUUGUAUGGCAAGAAUGCUAGAGAGCUGCCAGAAAGGACCAACGAAGUGACUGGAACUUACGCGCAGCAGUGCGUUCAGUUAUCCGACGAAUUGGGGGUCCGGGCAAUCGAUAUAUGGUCCAAGAUGCAGGAGACUGAGGGGUGGCAGAAAAAAUUUCUGAGUGACGGGCUGCACCUGACGCCAGAAGGUAACGCAGUGGUUUACCAAGAAGUUAUCCGGGUGUUCAAUGGAGCUUGGCUCUGUGCCGAAGAAAUGCCCUACGAUUUCCCCAGCCACUCAGAAAUCGACGAAAGCGAUCCUAAGAAAGCUUUUGAGCAAAGGUGCCUUUAGAGAUUACGACGGUCCAUCUUUUCCUCAUUUUCUAAUUAAAUAUGUCGUGCAAUCCCUCUCACUCAGCACUAUGCAGCACAAUAAUGGAUGGUUCUUUUUCUUUUCUUAUUCUCCUUUGGCGUGUUAUAGUGAUUAUGACACUGCAUGGCCGGUUCCUUUUGAUUUGUUGAUCCGAGUAUAUUCGUUA
Messenger RNA from Eucalyptus grandis, 1053 nucleotides. RefSeq names its product GDSL esterase/lipase At5g62930. The record is from RefSeq and is a predicted model, not a curated record. Gene Ontology annotation, molecular function: hydrolase activity, acting on ester bonds. The coding region runs from base 138 to 866 and encodes 242 amino acids. The transcript is spliced from 6 exons. NCBI's taxonomy places the organism in Eukaryota, Viridiplantae, Streptophyta, Magnoliopsida, Myrtales, Myrtaceae.